AUGGUAGAGCUUCUCCUAGACUACGGCGCCAAUCCGUACGAUAACGGCAGUCGCGGAAAGGAUGGGGCGCAGCGUCUGGCUCGUUACCUCCGCAAGAUGAAACUACGCCAAUUGAUUCAAGAACAUAUGACGAAGUAUCCGGAGGAAGAGUGCUUAGCAAAGUCUACCAAGAUGAACGGCAUAAGAUAG
Colletotrichum aenigma is the source of this 189-nucleotide messenger RNA. RefSeq lists its product as uncharacterized. Lineage: Eukaryota; Fungi; Ascomycota; Sordariomycetes; Glomerellales; Glomerellaceae. The record is from RefSeq and is a predicted model, not a curated record. Bases 1 to 189 code for a protein of 62 amino acids. The transcript is spliced from 2 exons.